UCUCGCGCAAUCACACCAUUCAGGUAGGGCCAAGGGAAGUCGAACGUUUCGGAAAAGACACAACUAUCACGCAUUUGCGUAGAGCGACGACUCCUGUGACAUUCUUAGCAAUAGCGCCAGGAUGCCCGAGUACGAUCUACAGUACUAUCCUUACAUCCAGACUUCUAUGGACAAUGCUUCGAGGCCACCGACAACGCAGCAAUCGAACCGGCCGCCGCUCCCAACCCUCCGAUCUACACAUGUGCAAGCCCAAGAAGCAAGGGAAGAAGUGGCUAGAUUCGAUGCAGUCCUACAAGAGAUUCUGAGGCAGAAAGAGAUAGCAGGGGAGCAUGCAGCCAGACAGGCUAUUACCAGGAUACAACACAAGGAAGCAGCAAAGAAAGCGGACCCAGCAAAGAAAGUAGAGGCAGCAAAGGCAGAAACUGAUCAAGCUUCAGUAACACGAAGCCGAAGCUAUGCACGAGCCCCGCUCUGUAGUCACCAAGUUCGGUGGAUUUCAGUUCCAGGUCGCUCUCGCUGCGAGUACCAUUCGUAUUCUAAAAAUGCCUACAUAAACCCUUUUCGCUUCAGAUGUCCUGAAUACAAAACUGUCGCCUGCGGCCUCUGUAUGAAAAAACUCAAGCGGGGAGACACGCUAUAAGGUAGCUGCGUUAAGUACAAGUAAAUCGCGAAUGGACGAUAACGUUAUGCCAUGCAUGGCAGCGCUCACGUGUACAGAUUACAAGGUGCAGGACCGGACCUUGGAGCAGGUGGUAUUACAACUGCGGGAGCUUUAGACCAUGAACAACGUUCUCUAUUGAUAUCAUCUUGAAAUCGCUUCUGCUUGCCGUUCAAA
Messenger RNA from Mytilinidion resinicola, 835 nucleotides. RefSeq lists its product as uncharacterized. NCBI's taxonomy places the organism in Eukaryota, Fungi, Ascomycota, Dothideomycetes, Mytilinidiales, Mytilinidiaceae. The coding region runs from base 122 to 640 and encodes 172 amino acids. The record is from RefSeq and is a predicted model, not a curated record. The transcript is spliced from 3 exons.